AUGGGAAUUGCGGGACUCCACGGACUCCUAAAAUCGAUCCAGAAGCCUUGCAAUGUUAAAAAAUUCGCUGGCCAGACCCUUGGGGUCGACGCAUAUGGGUGGUUACAUAGAGGGACGAUUGCCUGCGCAUACGAAUUGGCACUUGGAAAGCCUACCACAAAAUAUGUCGAUUUUGCCAUGAGUCGCGUGCGGAUGCUUCAACAUUAUGGAGUCACCCCAUAUAUCGUGUUUGACGGCGGAUUGCUCCCAAGCAAGGAGAAAACGGAGGUAUCGAGGGCCGCCAGGCGAGAGGAGAGUAAGAAACUAGGUGAAGAGCAUAUGCGGAGAGGUAGGGUCACUGAAGCAUACCAAGAAUUUCAAAAGGCAGUUGACGUCACGCCUUACAUGGCCCGCAUCCUGAUUGAAGAGCUGAAGAAGCACAAGAUCCAAUAUCUGGUAGCUCCAUAUGAAGCCGACCCUCAAUUGGUAUACUUGGAGAAACAGGGAAUCAUCAAUGGCAUUAUUUCAGAGGAUUCGGACAUGCUCGUCUUUGGCGCCAAACGACUACUUUCGAAACUUGACAAACACGGCGACUGUAUUGAAAUUAGCCGGAGUGACUUCGCUGCGUGUCGGGAUAUCAGCCUGAUAGGUUGGACGGAUGAGAAUUUCCGCCACAUGUGCAUUCUCAGUGGCUGUGACUACCUUGCAAAUAUCCCUAAAAUGGGAUUGAAAACGGCGUAUCGAGGUAUUAGAAAGUAUAAAUCGGUGGAACGGGUGGUCAAAAUGGUUCAGUUCGAUGGAUCGAAUCGUGUGCCACCAGGUUAUCUCGAAAGCUUCAAACGAGCUGAACUUACGUUCCUGCAUCAGCGGCUGUUUUGCCCCACUGCGAAAGCCUUGGUCAUGCUUAAUCCCCUUGCCGAUGGCGGAAACGGAGAGGACAUGCCAUUCAUCGGUGCUAUGCUGGAGCCCGAUGUAGCGAUUGGGAUUGCCUGUGGGGAUAUCGACCCAAUCACCAAGGAGCCGAUCGAGAUAAGGCCGUCAUACCCAGAACGAGAAAGACUGGUUCGAACAGGAAGAGAAUCUAUAACCUCGAACAAUGACAAGAAACCAGUUAAGGAAAUACGCGAAUUCUUUACGCCGAAGCGUGUUCCACUGGCGGAACUCGACCCCAACUCAAUGACUCCUUCACCAAGGCCAAAUCAGCCACUGACGAGCCGACAGAAUCGAUACUCUCUCGCUGCAAACCGAGUAUCAACUCCACCCAGCGUCACCAGGAGUGCAUCCUCUAUACCAAACACUCCGUUGGACCGGGCCCGACGGACAGAAAUGUUCCUCAGGGGUGCAUCUCAAAUACCACCGCCGCCACAAGUUCAGAAGAGACAGCGUCUCUGUUCGGACUCCGACGAGGAAAGCUUAGCGGGAAGCAUGACCGAGGUGAGCAGUCGAUUCUUCGCUGCCACCGGAGAAGCCACAGUCACGCGCAAGGACACGAGCAAGAAGCUCAAGAGUAACAAGCUGCAUGUGUUUUCAGAUCAGGUCACUUCUUUAUCCCCAGGUCAGGCUCUAGGCAGUGAUCAAGUCAAGCAGUCUACAACCAUGGAUAGCCCUUCGCUGCCGCUCUCAUCAGAUCGCCUCUCUCCGUCAGUUUUUCCAAAAGAUCUCGGUAACUCACAGGCACCCUCUACGGCGUUGUCCAAGGAGGCAUCUUCGAACCUAUCCACCAUGGCCGACAGCCGAUCGGUAGAUGCAGACUCCGACCCUUCCUUAUUCGAGAGUGUGCUAGACUACAACAUAGAGCGCCAUAACCUGAACUUGCGUGAGAAGUAUGCCUUCAAACCCUUGGGGCAGAGUGAGAGUGAGACGUCGCAAGUAAAUGGGACCCCAGUUGAGAGUACCCUCAUGCCAAGCCCGUUGCCAGGCAAAAGCGUCAAGCGGACGCCAUCUUCCCAGCUCCGUGCCACGCCGUUACAACGGCUAAAACAAAAUGCUCUUGCCCGCUCAAAGUCUAUGAACAGUCUGCGGCUACCGCUGCCCAGCGGCCAGCCAGAAAACAGCGCCGAAUCUACCACCGACAUAUCAGCCGAGCGCCGUUCUCCAGCCAGGAGAACUAUCUCACAGGUCGGAAGUGAGGAUAUGAUCAUCCCGAGCAGCGACAACUUGAACGACGAAGAGCUCGACAGCCAGGAAGUUGCCUAUUCCUUCGAUUUGUCUGAAUAUGCCUUCAAAAAAGCGUAA
Molecule: messenger RNA, 2214 nt
Organism: Arthroderma uncinatum
Lineage: Eukaryota; Fungi; Ascomycota; Eurotiomycetes; Onygenales; Arthrodermataceae
Product: exodeoxyribonuclease 1
Exons: 3
Coding region: 1-2214 (737 amino acids)
Biological process (GO): DNA double-strand break processing; DNA recombination; mismatch repair
Cellular component (GO): nucleus
Molecular function (GO): metal ion binding; protein binding; 5'-flap endonuclease activity
Source: RefSeq, a predicted model, not a curated record